Messenger RNA from Sporisorium graminicola, 1059 nucleotides. RefSeq lists its product as uncharacterized. The transcript has a single exon. The record is from RefSeq and is a predicted model, not a curated record. Gene Ontology annotation, cellular component: cytoplasm; nucleus. The coding region runs from base 1 to 1059 and encodes 352 amino acids. Gene Ontology annotation, biological process: intracellular signal transduction; protein phosphorylation. Gene Ontology annotation, molecular function: ATP binding; MAP kinase activity. Lineage: Eukaryota; Fungi; Basidiomycota; Ustilaginomycetes; Ustilaginales; Ustilaginaceae.
AUGGCACACGGACAGCAGUCCAAUCAGCCGGCCUCGUUCAACGUAGGCGAGACGUACAAGAUUGUCGAUGUGGUCGGCGAAGGAGCCUACGGUGUAGUGUGCUCGGCCAUCCACGUCCCCUCGAGCUCUCGCGUCGCCAUCAAGAAGAUCACGCCCUUCGACCACUCCAUGUUCUGCCUCCGCACCUUGCGAGAGAUCAAGCUGCUGCGACACUUUAACCACGAAAACAUCAUCUCCAUCCUCGACAUUGUCAAGCCUACCGACUAUGACAGCUUCUCCGAGGUGUACCUCAUCCAGGAGCUCAUGGAGACCGACAUGCAUCGCGUCAUCCGUACGCAGGAGCUCUCGGACGACCACUGCCAGUAUUUCAUCUACCAGACGCUGCGAGGCUUGAAGGCGCUCCACUCGGCGCAGGUGCUGCAUCGCGAUUUGAAGCCGAGCAACCUGCUGCUCAAUGCCAACUGCGAUCUCAAGAUCUGCGACUUCGGUCUGGCGCGCUCAGCCAACCAACCGGAAGCAGAGGGAACGGGUUUUAUGACCGAAUACGUCGCCACGCGGUGGUACCGUGCACCGGAGAUCAUGCUUACCUUUAAAGAAUACACCAAAGCCAUCGAUGUCUGGUCGGUGGGAUGCAUCCUCGCAGAGAUGCUCUCCGGCAAACCGCUGUUCCCCGGGCGAGACUAUCACCACCAGCUUUCACUCACCUUGGAGAUUCUGGGCACGCCGUCGUUGGACGACUUUUACGCAAUUACAUCCACACGCUCCAGAGACUACAUUCGAGCGCUACCGUUCCGCAAGAAGCGCAAUUUCUCGCAGAUGUUCCCCAAUGCCAAUCCGCUCGCGGUCGACCUGAUGGAGCGCUGUCUCACGUUCAGUCCGAGGAAGAGGAUCAAUGUAGAGGAGGCACUGGCGCAUCCGUACCUCGAGCCGUACCAUGAUCCCGAAGACGAGCCGACGGCGGAGCCCUUGGAUCCGAGCUUUUUCGAUUUCGACUACUGCAAGGAGCAGCUGUCGAGGAGCGAACUCAAGAGGCUCAUCUACAACGAGAUCAUGCGUUAG